Telopea speciosissima is the source of this 780-nucleotide messenger RNA. RefSeq lists its product as uncharacterized. NCBI's taxonomy places the organism in Eukaryota, Viridiplantae, Streptophyta, Magnoliopsida, Proteales, Proteaceae. Gene Ontology annotation, biological process: mRNA export from nucleus; regulation of DNA-templated transcription elongation. Bases 1 to 780 code for a protein of 259 amino acids. Gene Ontology annotation, cellular component: THO complex part of transcription export complex. The transcript is spliced from 6 exons. The record is from RefSeq and is a predicted model, not a curated record.
AUGGUAUUGGGCAUGCGUGUUGCACAGAGUUCCAUAGCCAUAGAUCAGUCCCUCAGAUCAGUUGCAGGGUCUUUGAUAAUCCAUGGCUCUUUGAUAACAUUUUUCAAGAAUAGUGAUUUUCUUAAGAAGUGGGAUGCCCUUAAGAACACUACCUCUCUUCGGAGGCAACCGAACUACUCGUGGCGGCGGCGCUCCAGCUCGAACACCUACGGUGGUGGUGAUAGUGGUGUUGCUGCUGCUGAUCCUUCUCACUGGUACAAUUUUUGCGGCAUUUCCGUUGAUUUCAACUUUUACAAGACGUUUUGGAGUUUACAGGAGCAUUUCUUCAAUCCUGGUCCCACUACACUUGGUCCAACCAAAUGGCAGAAAUUUGCAUCAAAUUUAAUGGUUGUAUUGGAUACCUUCGAAGCUCAGCCUUUGAAUGAUGAUGAUGGAAAUGCAAAUAACAUCGAGGAAGAAGCGGCAACUUUCAGCAUAAAAUAUCUUACAAGCAGUAAAUUGAUGGGUUUAGAGUUGAAAGAUCCAGGUUUUCGGCGCCAUAUUCUUGUCCAGUGUCUUAUAUUGUUUGAUUAUCUCAAGGUGAUGAUCUUCAUCUCCCAUGUUGGUUCUAUUGACUUGCUAGUAGCUGUGAACUUGUUAUAUAUGCUACUACUCUCUUGGUUAUUGGUGUUAGAUAUGCAGGUAAUUAGAGGUUUUUUGCAUAUAUGCUUGGAGCAUGUGCUGAUAAAAUGCCACUUUUACUAUUUCUGUCCAUUCCAGUAUCUGUCUACUGUUUUAUGA